This is a messenger RNA of Bufo gargarizans (Asiatic toad), 2140 nucleotides long. It is a transcript of the gene UBE2QL1, whose product is annotated as ubiquitin conjugating enzyme E2 Q family like 1. The record is from RefSeq and is a predicted model, not a curated record. NCBI's taxonomy places the organism in Eukaryota, Metazoa, Chordata, Amphibia, Anura, Bufonidae. The coding region runs from base 496 to 1449 and encodes 317 amino acids. The transcript has 2 exons.
GUGAGCUGCAGUGCUCCUUCCCCCUCCUCCACAGCUGCCCUCCCCCCUCUUUUGUGAGGGCUGCAGAUAAGAGACAGAAGGGAUAGGACUGGCAGGCGAUCAGUACUAUUUCACUGCACCACACGGAGGUGAGAAGAGGAGGAAGAGCGGGCAGACACGGAGCAUGCACGGACGUGUGCUAGCACAAAGGAUGCUUAUGGCAAUGACAGCACGUCUAGAUCUGUAGGGGAUUGAACAGACGGCAUCUGAACGAUCCUGGCAGGGGGAGCGAUGCAAAGCACCAGCCCUGACAGACUGACUCCACUGACGGUGUAAUUGUUCCCCUCCUCCCCAGUUAAGAGGAUUAUGUGUCACCUCUGAUGGUGUGCUGGGUACUGCCAUGCCAGCUGUGAUCUGAGGGGCACCCGGUGAUCGUGCAGAGAGAGGAAUCUGAGGCACCGUCUCCUCGUUCAGUUAUUGCCAGCCUCACAUUGUACAUAGGAGAGACCUUGGAAAAUGGCCACACUGCUGCGGAAAAUAGGACUGAUACGUCUUCACGACAGAGAUACUGAGGACCCCAAGCAUCAUCAUCAUCAUCAUCACCGCAGCCAGCAGGGAUCACUGAAGAAGGGCAAGAACAGCAGCAACAAACAGCAAGGAGGCUCAGCAGGAGGGGGCAGCGGGGGCAGCAGCGGAGGGGGCAGCGGGGGGUGCUGCAGUAACACCACGGAGGGCAUACUCACCCAGGCCGAUAUCAAGGGCAAAAAGAACGAGCAGUGCCAUAAGGACAAGCACGGGACCGCCGGGGGCAAGGAGAAGAACAGUGCCAAAGAAACCAGCACCCCCACUAUUACAAAGGAAUCCAAACAGCAAGGUGGUGGCUGCAGUGCAGGUGGGGGCAACAAGCAAACCGGGGGCUCCUCACUGCAGCCCCUCCUGCCCCCCAACAGGCAGCACUGCACCCAGGUGAGGAGCAGGCGGCUGAUGAAGGAACUCCAAGACAUCCGCAAACUGAGCGACCACUUCAUCUCGGUGGAGCUGGUGGAUGACAGUCUCUUUGACUGGAAUGUCAAGCUGCACCAGGUGGACAAGGACUCCACCCUGUGGCAGGACAUGAAGGAGACCAACACAGAGUACAUCUUGCUCAACCUUACCUUCCCGGACAACUUUCCUUUCUCCCCACCUUUCAUGAGGGUGCUGAGCCCCAGGUUGGAGAAUGGCUAUGUGCUGGAUGGUGGAGCUAUAUGCAUGGAGCUUCUAACUCCCAGGGGAUGGUCCAGUGCCUACACGGUUGAAGCAGUCAUGAGACAGUUUGCAGCCAGCCUAGUUAAAGGGCAGGGUCGUAUUUGCAGGAAAGCUGGAAAAUCUAAAAAAGCCUUUAGCCGCAAAGAGGCAGAAGCAACAUUUAAGAGUUUGGUGAAGACUCAUGAGAAGUACGGAUGGGUUACUCCACCAGUGUCUGAUGGUUGACAUAGACCACCCUGAUGAAUAGACUUCAAGAAAAAGGGGAAGGAAAUCGCUUCACUGAGAGAAAAAAUUAUAUAUAUUUAAGAAAAAAGUCACUAUGCCAUCUCCUCAGUGCUGUACACCAUACAUCAUCCAUCUGUCUUUUUCUACUUCAACUUCAGUUUAUGAAUGUGAUUGACAGGAAGACUUAAUUUAUGUUCAGAAGUGUUUACACUGGAAGAAAUGGAAGAAGAAAAGUACAUGGCACAGAAUGUUGUAUUGCAGUCAUGUUUCAAGACUAAGGAUUGAGCAUCUUCAGGUCACUGUAGAGAGAAAGUUUGAGGUUGCUUCAUUAUCCAUCCUAGACGCAUGGUUUUCGGCUUCUUCCAUUGACAGCAGAGCCAAAAAGCAACAGUGAAAGUUCUAGCCACUGCUGCUCGAUUUAUGUAAAUGUACAUGAAGCCGUUAAUAUUUAAUAGGCAAGCGGUGCAUUGCAGGUACAUGUUUGCUGUGCUGUUUAUCUUUGUCUAUUUUCCUGGCAGGUCAACACAACAUUGAAGAUUUGUCUUUAUGUGGAGCUGUGGUCCGCUGUGACUCAAAUUUUAGACCUCAUUUGUGUUCGAUGUGAUCUGUGUUGGAUAACUGACGAAAUAUAACAGUGGAAAAAAUAAUAAAGAGUUAUAGUGUGGAACUAUUGUAAAAUAAAAUCAUUUCA